GUGGCUUUUAAACACAUUUUCUGUUUUUGGUCAAAACCAAUAACUAUUGUCCAAAACGAAAAUCGGAACUAGGUAUCGAUUAGGUUAAAAAAUGUAACGCAAUUUACGGUGCCUGGCCUAUACAUCUCGUGCGAAUGAGCCUUAAUCCCCGGUUGCCGUUAUUGUUGACUUGUUUCCCUGGAGACAACCACAACAAACAUCGCCAUCUGGUUUGUGUGGACAUAGUGACCGGUGCGGACUUUUAAAAAUAUUUAAAUUAAUUAUUUUGGUGGGAACUUAGAACUCGACGAGAUGGACUUGCUUUUGGAUAAAUUACAAAAUAACUCGGAAAACGAAGACGACGACUACGGAAGUUACUUUCUGCAGCCCGCAUCGUCACCUUACAACAUUGCGGAAAAAGUUCAGCAGGCCAAUAUUGAUUUGUUCAGUAACACCUUAACCACCAUGGAGAAGACUUCUCGAGUUACGUUUAAAGAAGAAUUAACUUCUUACGAACCCGAGCUUUUUUUAACAGACGACGACGUCAACAGUCUUGAGAGUGACCCCCCCGAGACGACAGAACUCGUAGAAAACUCGCAAAUCCUGGAAUACAAAAGCUCAAAUGUAAUUAAUUUAAAUAUUUUUGACAUCAGCGAGGAAGAGGAGGAAGUCGAAGACGUGAUCGACGAAAUAGUAACCGAAGAAUGUGAAGUAGAAGACCUCGACAAUAAUUCUUUCCACGAUCAACUCGACGAGUCCGAAGAAUCAAGAAACGACAACGUCACGGUGCGAAUUUCCUCCGGAGGCAGCGAAACCAAAUCCAGCGUCAGAAAGAAGAAAGUCAGAAAAAGAUCUCCUUUACCGAAGUCGUCAAAAAUCAGCCACAUCCCAGUGGAAUGCAAGAACCACUGCAUCGAGCGCCUAGACUUCGACAUGUCCAUGUCGAUCAAAAAAUUAGAAAUCCGCGAAAAACCAGUAAAGUGCCCUUUACUAAAGCUCCAGACAAGAAAAUGCUGCGACGAAAACAAAGCAAGAAACCCCACAAACUUACCCUGUUACAACGGUUUCCGAUCUGAGUACGGUUUGAGUUCCGCUGAGCUCGAAAGGCGCGAACGUCGCAGACAAAUCAUUAAAAUGAAAGAACAAAAACGACAACAGUUACUAAAAGAAUACAAAAACCGAAAGAAUCAGCAAAACGAAGAGGUGUUUUGUCAGUGGCUGAAAGACGUGGCGAGGAGAAAAGCCCAGAAGCAGAAAAUCAAUACAAAUAAUAGUGCGAAGCAGUGUUUCAGUCCUAACGUGAUUAGCUUCCCGGUCUGCGAAAAAAUGGGCGAAAGACCCAGAACUGCUAGCGAAUUCGUUCCGCGCCAGAAUAUAAAGAGAACUAGAAGACCGCACACUUCCUCGGCUUGCGUUUUCAUCGAAGUCCCGCAAAAGCUACUAGAACGUGGAAUCAAUAUCGGGGAUUUGUUGGUUAACAAUUCCAGUUUUGCGGCGAAGAAGAUGCACAUUGUGACGGUGUCUUCGUAAGCUUUUAAUCUUUUUCUUCCAGUUUUUAUAGCA
Zophobas morio is the source of this 1542-nucleotide messenger RNA. RefSeq lists its product as uncharacterized. The coding region runs from base 292 to 1509 and encodes 405 amino acids. NCBI's taxonomy places the organism in Eukaryota, Metazoa, Arthropoda, Insecta, Coleoptera, Tenebrionidae. The record is from RefSeq and is a predicted model, not a curated record. The transcript is spliced from 2 exons.